This is a messenger RNA of Helianthus annuus (common sunflower), 412 nucleotides long. RefSeq lists its product as uncharacterized. The record is from RefSeq and is a predicted model, not a curated record. NCBI's taxonomy places the organism in Eukaryota, Viridiplantae, Streptophyta, Magnoliopsida, Asterales, Asteraceae. The transcript has 2 exons. The coding region runs from base 68 to 388 and encodes 106 amino acids.
ACUUUCAACCCAAAACACUCUCAUUUUUAUACCAUUCUUUUAUAAAAAAAAUAUCUUUUCAUCCACAAUGACAUCUAAUUCUUGGUGGUCCUCAUCUUCUUCGGAGAAAGAGGAGAUGUUUUACGCAAACGCUGUGGUAAAGGCGGCGCAGAUUCUUAUGGAGGAGGAAGAGGAAGACGUCUCGUCUGAAAGCGUUAUUACCAGACGAAUACGGAUUAACAGAGACCGCCAAGGAGCGCACGAGAAAUUGGUGAACGAUUAUUUUUCGGAUGCACCCCUUUACAAUGCCGACAUUUUCAGACGAGGGUUCCGAAUGAGUCGCCGGUUAUUCACACGGAUUGCUGAUGAUUUGGCGGGGCUAGACCUGUUUUUCAACAGGAUUUGGUAGAACAUAUAUGGAACAAUGCAAACG